Tuber melanosporum (Perigord truffle) is the source of this 4831-nucleotide messenger RNA. RefSeq lists its product as uncharacterized. The coding region runs from base 2383 to 4050 and encodes 555 amino acids. The record is from RefSeq and is a predicted model, not a curated record. NCBI's taxonomy places the organism in Eukaryota, Fungi, Ascomycota, Pezizomycetes, Pezizales, Tuberaceae. The transcript is spliced from 8 exons.
GGCGUUGGCGAAUUUGACGCAGGAACAGCAUCCUUUCGGCGUAAUGGUUUUCUUUUUCUCCUGACAAGCAGAGCGCGGGGAUUGUGAGGUUCUGGUGAUAUUACAAGUACAAGGUCAUCACAGCCAAUUGAAUGAUACUACGUAGCGUUAGCCAUUGGGGCGCUCGAGCACCGGUAGGGUGCGGGUUUAUAGGAUUUAGGGGUCCAGGAUGAAGAUCAUAACCGCCUCCUUCCUGGUAAUCGCGUUCAGAUAGUCGAGCCUGCUUCAGCAGAGUAAUGGUGGUGAGACUAACACUGAAACUUCUACUCGAGCAGUACUCGUACACAGAGAGAUAAGCUUUCAGCCUGUUAGGCGGAUUCCAGCAAAGCCGGUCCUAGAGAGAGGCCAGCUGCAUCCAAAGUCCGGAUGGGGCGCGUCUAAAUUCUGGCGCGAUACCGACAGAGUUAACUUAGUGUGAUUCGAGUAUCUCCCAGCCCUACCAUCGUUUUUGAAGUCGGAAGGACUCGCAUAUCCGCAGUCCGGGGAAAAGGCUGAGUAGUUGCUGCAGGAACAUACUGUUGAUGGUGGCUAUGCCCAUUCAAAUUCAUUUACCUCGGCCUCAGAACCCAUAUACUACUGUACCGGUACCGUACAUACCUGCUAUCCGAAGGCUGUUUUCCCCUUACACAUUUGUUUUUUGAAUAUGGGAUGAGAUCCUCGGGAUUAAACUUUGUAAUGAACUAGAUCUAGAUGUGGCACGGCGAAGCAAGGGAAGACGGGAGCUUUAUGUGCUCCGGCCUCGCACAGUAUCUCGAAUCCUGUAUUUUUUUUUUCCUCAGCACUCCGCCGAGGGUAUCAUACUAAGCGAUAUUAUCACUGUCAUCAAGGAUAUCGUCAUUCUCAUUAACUGUCUUCGCAUAUCACGCAUUCAAUGGCCACGCACAUGCCUCGGGAUUCACAUUCCAAUUGAACGUCCUCCGGUAUUUCAUAAAGCACCCGACUGGCAUCUCCAAUUGCCCAGAGACCCAGUGGCUUUCCCCAUCCCCAGUCCCUUCACACUUGUCCUUCUAUUUUUCGCACGGAGUCAAAAGUCAACUGCAUCCCGAACCCCACCCCAAACUCUAUCGAUCAAGCUUGAACUCACAGUACAGUACAUCUCACAAGUGCGACCGCGAUAGAUUCCCCAUACAAUCGAAAAAACACCCGUUGUAUGAGGAGACACAACAUCCACUCAGCAGACAUAUGUACCGUACGUCGCUCCUCUGGUUGUCAAUUUCCGAAAUCGGUUUACUUGAAAAUCUGAGGACAAACAUCUCAACUUUGAUAAACGCUAUAUCCGGAUAACUAUACCCCUAUACCUAUCCACUUUUAUUUUUAUUUCUCUUUCUCUUCCGGUAAUCUCAAAAUUCAAGGCAAUUCGAGUCACAUCGCGGGUAGUGGUGCUUGGGCAAGGGUUUCUUCGAUUGUUAAUAUCAUACCGCGCGAAGCGAGCCGGUGCAAUCGAUUGUGGCUUCUUUUCUGGAACCAAGGAUCGAAAAGGAAGAAAGAAAAAAAAACAAAUAUCACACCUAAUCUGACGAAUAGGAUAAUAGCCUAAAGGAAAAAAUAGUAGAAGCGGAAAAGAAAAUUUUCUUAACAGAGGAAGGAGAGAGACAGAAGAAAGGAGAAAGGUCAGUUCGGGGUUGUCAGUUCCCGAAAUAGUUUUGCGGGAACGGCGCCUUGCAGUGAGAUCCGGUGCGAGAGCCAAGGGGAACGGCGUGUGUCUGCUUCUGUGUGUGUUCAACCUUGUGUGAGAAAUCUGCGAGCAAUAGCAUUACUGCUACCCCUUCAGCAAAUUUACUACCUUCUACCGCAACAGCUCCAACCGUGGCUCCCACCGCUGCAUUAUACACUUCUGCCCUAGCCACAGCCUCAUCUGGCGGUGGAGCGGAUUACGAUCCCAUAUCUCCCAGCAGCCUCUUUGGUCCGUGGGUGGAACUUGGUGCAACACCCACAAACUCACUCAACCCAUUUUUCGACCCCCGGCCGAGUCCCAUUUCUCACCCCCACCAUCCUCCUUCCUCUGACCCCCCAUAUCGCCCUUCUCACCCUACUCACACUCUUUACAAUCCCCCUUCAGCAAAUAGUCGUUCACCUGCAGGUUCUGGCGCAAAUCACCCCCCUACUCCGAGAAGCCUUCCACCAUCGCACAAGAUUCUGCAAUCCCCUUCCCCGAACUCCGAAGGCAACACCAAGCCAAACAAGCGACCAGCCAGUAGUGUCGCUUCUCCAUCCUCGCCCUUGCGCCCACCCCCCGCUAUUCGGCUGUCGGAGAGGGAGACCCUGAGCAAGGGUGGAGGAGGCGGUGGUACUGGAUCAUUGAAGAGGGAAACCCCCAGAGAGGGCGACGCCGGAGACGACACAAUGAGUGUGCACAGUCAAGGAAACAGCCACGACGAUAAGCCGUCAUCGAAGAUUGCCACGAGCGCGUUCUUUCCAGAAAUCCCAAGGAUUCUACCGCACGAGAAGGUAUUUCCAAUUCAAAUUGGUGGCGAAUUGUUUCGAUUGAGGUUUGUUUUCUUCUUUCCGGAGCGCUUUGCGUGGUUAGGACAAGAGACUAAGAGUGCUAGAGCUCCCUCAUACUUUUCGCAAUUCUUCGAGCAGCAGUUGGCGAACUUGGAGGAGGGUCAGAGUGUGAGAACGCUCUACAUCGACCGGGAUCCGGUUACGUUUAGGGAUAUUGCUAGGCAUUUACAAGGCUACCAUGUCUCUCCCAGAGAUGGGCAGCAUUUUGUACAGCUAUUCGCCGAUGCGCAAUUCUAUAGCCUUCCGAAGUUGAUCUCGCAACUCUUUGAGUCGGAGAUCUUCAUCUCGAUCGGAUCAAGGCCUUUCCAGAUCAAUCGUGAAUUAUUCCAGUCCCCCGGUAACAACCCGAAUUAUUUUUCACUUGGGUUUGCGGUCUUCUUUUCAUCACCAAAUGAAGUCUUCCCGGGCCUGAGCCGAGAGGGGCUCCUGCGACCGCCCUCGAUAUUACCGCCUGAGGUCCCGACCCGUUCGGGCGAGGUCUUUGCCGAGCUUCUGCACUUGCUGCGCGGUUAUCCGGUCCACAUCCGGAAUGAGGAGCACCGACAGGAGCUCUUGCGCGAUUGCAAAUAUUUCCACCUAAAAGGGCUAGAACAAAAGUUGAUUCCGCAUGAAAUAUCGUGGAAUCAGAAGCGACAAAAACAGGAGAUAGUCAUUAGAUUGGAGGAUAUCAAGCCAUCUGGAAUUUCCUUUGCCCCUGGUCCGAUAACCCCGGAUCAAAUACCACCACGCGCCACCUCAGGCUGGAUCACCUACUCUCGUCCGUUCGUGGAUGACACUCAGAGAGAGCUCAUCUUAGAAAUAGGAGGUGAGCAAACAAAGGUGGACUGGAGACUUGGGAGAGCGGAGUUUUCCGGAACCACGAAUCAGCGCGUCACAGCACUCUUGCAGGUGAUUGCCAAUAAACUGGGAUUGCCGGUGGGACAUGAAAGAGCACUCGGUCUGCUUCUGAUGCAGAAUAGUAUGAAUGGAAGUACCAGUGGGUCAACCCCCGGCCCAGCAAGCCCGGGCAACACUCCACUCAGCGAGGAUAGGGUAAAGAUCAAGACCGGCCCCGAUUGCUUUGUGCAGCUGGACGGAGAGGAAUGGCAAGGAUGGGAUCGAGAAGGUGUCAAUUCGGUAGAUGGACAUGACCUCGACGGUACGGCUGUCGACGACGCUUAUGGCAUGGGCAGCCGGCCCGGCCCCGGGAGUGACGCGGGGAGGAGCGCUGCAGGUGGAAGUCCAAAUCUACCAUGGCAGCAGCACUCCGGGGUAGGCAGCCGGCCCCCAUCAACAAAACCCCAAGGCGCAUUCCUGGGCAUGCACCCACGAAAACGCCAGAAGCGCAUGGCGGGGACCGAGGACUCCUCCGAGUGGCUCGUGAAGCGAGGACAGUGGCGACUGAGGGUGCAAAUGGCGCCUGGAGUGGACGGCAGAGAUCGGCCUGAGGUAAUCUUGGUAGGUGUUAAGCUAGAUGCUUUUAGCGGGGAAUACGGAAGGAAUGAACAGAGGAAAUUCUUGAUCUGAAAGAGGGCCUGACCUUUUCUUUUUCUUUUUGUGUCCCAUUUCUUUUUUAGUGCUCCCCCCUCCUUUCUCUUCUUUUUUUUGGAUUUUCUUUCAAUUCCCCAUUUGCCUUCCUUCCUAUGGAGCAUCUGCUCGCAUUCUCUCUUUGUGGAUGUUUUCGAUACCGCUUACUUUCCUUUUCCUUUUCAUUUUUUCCAUAUAUAUAUUUCUUUCUUUACGAGCCUAACUACCUACUGCUUGCACAUUCCAAGAGUAUCUGGGGAUAUGGAGAUCAGGCUAGGCACUCUUUAGCAGGCGGCCCCACUGCUGUAAGUUAGUGCCAAGUCAAAGCCCACAUUUCCGGAUUCCUUUGGAAUGGACAAGUGCCGGUGCCGGGAGCAUGGUAGUUUAUCUUAGUUUCUAUUUCAUAUUCUCCCCCUCCCCCUCCCCCUCCCCCCCUCCUCAUCUACUCGAGUACCUGAGUAUCUUCAUCUAUCUCUCCCCCCUGCCUCAGAAAAUAUCCGUGACAACCAAAAACCAACACGCUUCCCUACCUUCUUGCAGCAAUUUUCUCUGGGUUUAGCCUUGUUUCCUCAUUUCAGUUUCCUGAUCCAUUUACCUUUCAUCAUCAUAAUUUCAAGACGUGAUACGGAGUAUGGGUACAGGACUUUUUUUCUUCUUCUUUCCCUUUUUACCAUUUUGUUUUGUCGUGCCCUCGCCCUAUCGUUUAUUCCAUGAUAGUGAAUUUGAGUUUGAGUUAGGUGUACCGCGUGUACAGUACAAGUACAGUACUUUCUAUCCGUUA